AUGAUGGGUAGAAAAAACUCAAAACAGGUUCGUUAUUCCAAUAGGUUGAUACUCAUAAAUAGGUUAAGCCAAUUAUCUGAUCCUUUGAUAUGUCAGAUACUUUCUCAUCUUCCCAUAAAGGAGGUUGUCACGACAAGCGUUUUAUCCACUAGAUGGAAGAAUAUCUGGCUUAGUGUUCCUAGUUUGGAAUUGAUAUAUUCGAUAUUCCCAAAUUUCAAUACCUUUAGGAGUUUUGGUGAUAGGUUUUUCGAUUCCACUAGGGUUUCAUGUAUACACAAUCUUAAGUUAUAUUUUGAUGAACAUGAUGCAUGUUAUCUUACAUCAUGGAUCAAUGCCUUUGUUACACGUAACAUCCGACGUCUAUAUGUCCGUCGUGUUCGUGGGAAUUAUUUUCAUGAGCUGCCCUUAAGCCUUUAUGUUUGUGAGACAUUGGUGUCACUAAAACUCUUUCAUCUGACUUUGGUUGACCCCGAAUUUGUUUCUUUACCGUGUCUGAAAAUCAUGCAUCUAAACUAUGUUUGGUUUCCCAAUGAUGCCACUUUCGAGAGACUUGUCUCUUCUUGCCCUGUCUUAGAAGACUUAAAGAUUGAUGUAUUAUGGAAUGAUGGAAGAGUUUAUCGAGUGAAAUCUCGUUCACUUAAGAGACUCCGUUUACUACGAAGUUCUACUAUGGUGUUUGAUUCUGUUCCGGGUGUUGUUAUUGAUGCUCCUCUAAUAUGCUAUUUGAGAAUCAAUGAUCGUGUAUCAGAAACCUAUAUAUUAAAUGAUCUGGAGUCCAAUGCCAAGUUAGAUAUACAUCUAGACUUUGGUUCUGAAGAUUUUGGCGAACCAAGCGUUUCAUCGAGGAGAAGUCGCAUCCGUAGUUUUCUGCCCGCAAUAUCGAAGGUCAUGGGUUUGAAAAUAUCUGAGAACACUUUCAAGGUCAUUCAUCACUAUUCCAAUUUAGCACAACUACCUCAAUUUGAUAACACGUCCCGCUUGCACGUUACUCUCCGUGUAUCCGAAUUAAAAUGGUUGCCGAAUUUUCUUGAGUGUUGCCCGAAUCUGAAAUCCCUCAUUGUGGCUUUUAAUGGUGACUUUGAGAAGAUGGGUUCUGAGGAGAUGAAUCAAAUAAGUUUCCUUCUCCGGAUGAAGAGGAUUGUGGAUAUGACGAUAUUCAUGUACACUUCCAAGGUAUUGUUGCAUAGUGAUAACAUAAAUCAACUAAGUUUUUCAUCUGUUCCUAAGUGUCUACUAUCAUCGCUCCAGUUUGUUGAACUCAAUGCCCAAAUCUUGAGAUUUGAUGGCGAAAUACUGAAUCUGGCGAAAUACUUCUUAGAGAAUUCAUCUAUCCUCCAAAAACUCACUCUACAUCCGAACAAGUAUGGUUCAACUUAUGCGAAUAUGCUACACAAAUUCCGAAGACGCUCUAGAACUUGCCAAUUCAUCCUAACUGAUUUGGAAUAG
Molecule: messenger RNA, 1446 nt
Organism: Arabidopsis thaliana (thale cress)
Lineage: Eukaryota; Viridiplantae; Streptophyta; Magnoliopsida; Brassicales; Brassicaceae
Product: F-box/RNI-like/FBD-like domains-containing protein
Exons: 3
Coding region: 1-1446 (481 amino acids)
Source: RefSeq, marked reviewed